AUGGCCUACCAGCUGGUAUCUCUAUACGAUCACACCAACUUCUUCAACCAAUUUACCUUUUUCACCGCUUCCGAUCCAACCCAUGGCUAUGUCCAAUACGUGGACGCCAAUACAGCUCAGGCAUCUGGUCUCGCACAGAUGGUCAAUACCAAUCAAAUCUACCUUGGAGUCGAUAAUGUGACAAUUCUAAACUAUCCAAACGGCAGCAUAGUUACAGACAGUGACGAUUCAGCUAGCAUCGCUAAAGCCGGCCGGAAAAGUGUCCGCCUUGAAAGUCGGCAGACCUUCGAUCAGGGUUUGCUCAUCGCUGAUUUUGCGCACAUACCCAACAGUAUCUGUGGGACAUGGCCUGCAUAUUGGAUAUAUGACUAUGGUGAAGAUCCAUACGGCGAGGUUGAUAUCAUUGAAGGUGUUAAUGAUCAGGUUGGGGACGAUAUCAGUUUGCACACGAGUGCUCGAUGCAAUUUGACUGCCGACCCGCAGAGUGAGACUGGAACAAAUGUGAGAACAGACUGCUCACUUGCGACAAACUAUAUUGAUGGGUGCGGCGUAUCCGGUCCGUCGAAUACCUAUGGAGAUCCGUUCAAUGCGCAAGGCGGAGGGGUUUGGGCGUUGUGGCUCGAUAAAGAUGACCUCGCAGUUUGGAUGUUCCCUCGCACAGCGAUCCCGGAUGACAUUAUCAAAGGACAAGAACUGACACCUAAGAACUGGGGCAAACCACUCUUGCAUUUCAAAUCUCACCUUGGAUGUCGUGUUUCGGAGCAGUGGAAGAAUCAAACAAUCAUCUUCAAUAUCGACUUCUGCGGCGAAAAUGCCAGCGGCUCAAACUGGAAUGAGUCAGCGAGCUCCUCUGCACCACAAAGUUGCGCUGACAGCACAAAAUACUCCUCCUGUGAAGCCUAUGUUGCCGCCAAUCCUCGGGUAUUCUCCAAUUCCUACUUUCUGAUCAACUCGGUCAAGCUGUAUCAGUCUCGAAUCCCGCUGGCGGCGCAUGAGAAUUCGUCCAACGGCGCUGUAGGCGCGCGGGGAUCGCCAGGUUAUAUCGCCUUGUGGUUGAUGUUGGCAUGGUCACUUGUCGCCCAUUGGGUUUUUCAUCUCUCCUGA
Molecule: messenger RNA, 1104 nt
Organism: Talaromyces stipitatus ATCC 10500
Lineage: Eukaryota; Fungi; Ascomycota; Eurotiomycetes; Eurotiales; Trichocomaceae
Exons: 3
Coding region: 1-1104 (367 amino acids)
Biological process (GO): glucan catabolic process
Molecular function (GO): hydrolase activity, hydrolyzing O-glycosyl compounds
Source: RefSeq, a predicted model, not a curated record